AUGAAUCUCUUUUACGUUAUCGCUACUUCAAUUUUCCUUUUCGCUCGUUCCAGCGAAGGAUUUGCAGUCUUAAGUUGUCAAGCGUCGAAGCCAUCAUCGUCGCAACUAUACGAUAAAUCACCUGGAAAUCAGAUCGAUGAUGCAAUUGACACUGCCAAGACAGAAACGAAAAAUGUACGUGAAAAGGUAUCCGAGUCUGCAGAGGAAGCUGGAUCGCAAGUUGGUGGUGCGGUCGAUUCGGGUGCUGAGAAGGUUAAGGAUGCCAGCAGCGAGGCGGAGAGUGCCACUUCACAGGUUGUCGACACGGUCAGUUCUGGUGCAUCAAAAGUGAAGGACACGGUCAAGUCGGGUGCAUCAAAAGUAAAGGACACGGUCAAGUCGGGUGCAUCAAAAGUAAAGGACACAGUCAGUUCCGGUGCACACAAAGUUGCCGACACGGCCAGUUCCGGUGCACACAAAGUCGCCGACAAGGUCAGUUCGGGUGCUGAAAAGGUCAAGGAUACCUUCAAAAGCGAUUAA
Molecule: messenger RNA, 519 nt
Organism: Cylindrotheca closterium
Lineage: Eukaryota; Bacillariophyta; Bacillariophyceae; Bacillariales; Bacillariaceae
Source: the annotation of a GenBank genome assembly